Ipomoea nil (Japanese morning glory) is the source of this 1380-nucleotide messenger RNA. RefSeq lists its product as uncharacterized. The coding region runs from base 1 to 1380 and encodes 459 amino acids. The transcript has a single exon. The record is from RefSeq and is a predicted model, not a curated record. NCBI's taxonomy places the organism in Eukaryota, Viridiplantae, Streptophyta, Magnoliopsida, Solanales, Convolvulaceae.
AUGUUUGUAUCUGUUUGGACUGAUCGAUAUCUCAAUUUUGGAAAUCACACCACGAACAGAGUUGAGAGUCAGCAUGCCAAGUUAAAAAAAUACUUGGAGUCAUCGCAGUCAGAUUUGGAGACAUCAUUGGUUUAUAUCGACAGAGUCAUUCAGUCACAGGACACAUCCAUCAAAGCAAGUCUUGAACAAAGCAAAAUUUUGAUUCGACAUCGGUUCAACACGUCACAUUUUCAAGAAUUGCGAGGAUUUGUGUCUAUUCAUGCACUGAAUCUCAUUUUUAAUGAGUUUGAGAGGUCACGGGCUGGCGGGAUUACUUUUGAAAAUUGUGGAUGUCGAUUGCGAACAAGUUGCGGGCUUCCAUGUGCGCACGAGCAGGUAACAUAUUUUAACUGUGGUAAGCCUAUCCCACUUGAUUCGAUUGAUAUCUUUUGGAGGAAGCUCGACUUAUCAUCUUCCAUCUCUCUAACCAAUGAAGAUUUUGGUGUUGAGCAUGAGCUUCAUAUGUUUAAGGAUCAGUUCAAGAAACAAUCAAGAACUGGUAAAUUCAACAUAUUGAGAAAGUUGAGGGAGUUGAUCGCGCCAUCUACAACUUCGAUCCGUGAGCCACCCGUGCAAAUAAAUGUUCGUGGGCGUCCCACUUCAAAAAACAAAUCUCUCAUAAGAACUCUAUCUCUCAGAAAAACUAAAGCCGAGCCAAAUAAUAUUCAAUUUCAAGAACAAGCUCGGAAUAGUUGUUCAGCUGCACCAACUUCAGGUGAUAGACACUUUUACCAUCCAUAUAUGCUUCAACUUCCGGUUAUAUUCCAUCCUUUCAUCAUGCAAGUGCAAGAUGUGAAAUCUGACGGAAACUGUGGAUUUCGAGCCGUAGCUCUCUGUCUCGGUUUUAAGGAGGACGAAUGGUUCAAAAUUCGAUCCAAUUUAAUCGAAGAACUAGAGUCUCACACAAUGGAAUAUACCGAUAUGUUUGGAACUCAAGGAUGGUAUAAUGUCUAUAACAUGUUGAAUUUUUUUGCACAAGAUCGGUGUGCACCAGUUGAGCACUGGAUGACUAUGCCGGAGAUGGGUGUACUAAUUGCUUCCCGAUACAAUGUGAUACUACAUGUUUUGAGUAUGGCCGGCAGUACAACAUAUUUACCACUUCGAUCUAGCCCACCACCUUGGUACGAGCAUGUAGCAAUAACCCUUGGUUAUGUUAAUAAUAACCAUUAUGUCAAGGUAACAUUGACAGGAGGGUACCCAAUGCCUACAAUUGCUCCACAAUGGGCUUAUUUUAGAUAUGAUUGUGCAAAUGCAUGGAUGACUCCAUAUAUGAAUAGGAUUGAAAGUUACAAUGAGCAUGUACGCUCUAAUUGUACUCGGGAAAAUGUUAUAUUAGAUUGA